Molecule: messenger RNA, 3960 nt
Organism: Adineta steineri
Lineage: Eukaryota; Metazoa; Rotifera; Eurotatoria; Adinetida; Adinetidae
Source: the annotation of a GenBank genome assembly
AUGAAAUUAAAUAUAGAUGGUUUGCUUGUAUAUAUGCCAUAUGAUUUUAUUUAUCCUGAACAAUAUAAAUAUAUGCAAGAACUUAAACGUGGUCUUGAUCAUAAAGGACAUUGUGUACUUGAAAUGCCUUCUGGAACUGGAAAAACCAUUACACUUUUAUCAUUGAUUAUUGCAUAUAUGAAACGUUAUCCUGAUCAAUAUAAUAAAUUAAUAUAUUGUAGUCGUACAGUACCAGAAAUCGAAAAAGUUAUGUCUGAAAUGAAACGUUUAAUGGCUUAUUAUGAAAAAGAAACAAAAGAAAAACAAAAAUUUAUUGGUAUUGCAAUGAGUUCAAGAAAAAAUUUAUGUAUUCAUCCUGAAGUUAGUCAAUUACGUUUAGGUAAAGAAGUUGAUAGUGCAUGUAUGAAUUUAACAGCAUCAUAUAUACGUGAAGAAGCAAAAACAGAUCGUACAGUAAAAACAUGUUCAUAUUAUGAACAAUAUGAUAAAAAUGGACGUGAAGAAAAUAUUCCAUAUGGAAUUUAUAAUUUAGAAGAUCUGAAAAUUUAUGGUAAAACAAAACAUUGGUGUCCAUAUUUUUUAACACGUUAUAUAUUAACACAUGCAAAUGUUAUUGUUUAUUCUUAUCAUUAUUUAUUAGAUCCAAAAAUAGCUGAAAUUAUUUCGAAAGAAUUACCAAAAACAUCUAUAAUUGUUUUUGAUGAAGCACAUAAUAUUGAUAAUGUUUGUAUUGAUUCAAUGUCAAUAACAUUAACACGUAAAAUUCUUGAACGUGCACAAGCAAAUGUUGAAAGUUUAAAAUUAAUUGUACAAGAUAAUAAAUUAAAAGAUGCAAAUCGUUUAAAAAAUGAAUAUGAAAAUCUUGUUAAAGGUUUACGUGAACAAGCUAUACAACGUGAAACAGAUGUUAUAUUAACAAAUCCAAUAUUACCUGAACAUGUUUUACAAGAAAAUAUUCCAGGAAAUAUUCGACAAGCUGAACAUUUUCUUAUAUUUAUAAAACGUUUUCUAGAAUAUAUGAAAACAAGAAUGAAUAUACAACAUGUUGUUAGAGAAUCACCACCAUCAUUUCUAAAAGAUUUACAAGUACGUGUUUGUAUUGAACGUAAACCAUUAAGAUUUUGUUCGGAACGUUUACGUUCGUUAUUACGUACACUUGAAACACGUGAUAUGCAUUUAUAUCAGCCAUUAAUAUUACUUUGCAAUUUUGCAACAAUUAUAAGUACAUAUACAAAGGGUUUUACAUUAAUUAUUGAACCAUUUUUUGAUAGUAAAUCAACAGUUUAUAAUCCUGUUUUACAUUUUACUUGUUUGGAUUCAUCAAUUGCUAUUAAACCAGUUUUUGAUAGAUUUCAAUCAGUUAUUAUUACAUCAGGUACACUGUCACCUAUUGAUAUGUAUCCAAAGAUUCUUUCAUUUACUCCAGCUAUAAUGGAAACAUUUACAAUGACAUUAACACGUCCAUGUAUUCUACCAAUGAUAGUUACACGUGGUAAUGAUCAAAUAGCGAUAACAUCAAAAUUUGAAUUACGUGAAGAUCAAGCUGUUAUUCGUAAUUAUGGUAUUUUACUUAUUGAAAUGUGUACACAUGUUCCUGAUGGUAUUGUUUGUUUUUUUACAUCAUAUAUGUAUAUGGAACAUGUUGUUUCAACAUGGUAUGAAUUAGGUAUCAUUGGACAAGUUCAAAAAUAUAAAUUAUUAUUUAUUGAAACACCUGAUAGUGUUGAAACAUCAUUGGCUUUAUAUAAUUAUCAAAAAGCUUGUGAUAAUGGUCGUGGUGCAGUUUUAUUAUCAGUUGCACGUGGUAAAGUUAGUGAAGGUGUUGAUUUUGAUAAUCAUCUUGGUCGAUGUGUUAUUAUGUUUGGUAUUCCAUAUGUUUAUACACAAUCACGUAUAUUACAAGCACGUCUCGAUUAUUUACGUGAAAAUUUUCAUAUACGUGAAAAUGAUUUUUUAACAUUUGAUGCAAUGCGUCAUGCUGCACAAUGUGUUGGUCGUGUAUUACGUGGUAAAAGUGAUUAUGGUAUUAUGAUAUUUGCUGACAAACGUUUCUUACGUUCGGAUAAACGACAAAAAAUUCCGAAAUGGAUACAAGAAUAUUUAACUGAUAGUUUAGCUAAUUUAUCUAUUGAAGAAUGUGUACAAAUUGUUAAAAAAUGGCUUAAAGAUAUGGCACAACCAUUAAGACAAGAAGAUCAAUUAGGCAUAUCAUUAUUAACAGAAGAACAUCUUCGUUCAAAUGAAAUUUUAGAGAAUCUUGAACAAAGUUCAGCUGAUGCAAACUCAUCAGUAACAAGAACAACUGCAAGUCAACAGAUUAUUCGAAAUGGUGAUGCUGGUGGUGUUUAUGUACCAAAGAAAGUUGGAAAUGAAGAACCAGAUUUACAUUAUGGUGUUGUUAUUGAUUGUGGUAGUAGUGGAUCAAGACUUUAUAUUUAUAUUUGGCCAGAACAUUCCGGAAAAGCAAAUGAAUUAUUACAAAUUAAACAAUUACUUGAUAAACAAGGAUUACCAGUAGUAAAAAGAAUAGAACCAGGUCUUUCAUCAAUGGCAGACACACCAAUGAAUGCAACAGAAUAUAUGAAAUCAUUAUUAGAUUUUGCUGCAGAAAUCAUUCCACCGGCCAAACAUAGUGAUACACCUUUGUAUAUUCUUGCAACAGCUGGUCUUCGUUUUUUGACACCGAAUAAACAAAAACAAUUACUUGAAGAUUUAUUUACUGAUAUUGAACGUGAUUAUAAGUUUUUAAUUGAAAAAACACAUAUUCAAGUUAUUACGGGUCAAUAUGAAGGUAUUUAUAGUUGGAUAGCUAUUAAUUAUGUACUUGGACGUUUUCAACUUACUAAUAGCCAAUCAAAAUCAAAAAUUACUGAUUCUUCGACACAAAACUCUGAUAAACGACCAUCAACUGUUGGAAUACUUGACAUGGGUGGUGCUUCUGCACAAAUAGCUUUUGAAGUUUCAGAAAAUACUCAAAUGAGUGGCAGCGAAGUGGCAGAAUUUUCUUUAGGUCAUGAUGAUGAUCAAGAAGCAUUUAAAUAUAAAAUUUAUGUCACAACAUUUCUUGGUUAUGGUGCAAAUAAAGUCUAUGAUAAAUAUAUUGAUCGAAUUAUAUCAAUUGCAUUAAAUUCUUCAACAUUAAAUUCUUCUUAUAUAGAAAUAAAUGAUGCUGAUUGUUUACCACGUGGUUAUUCAACAAAUAUAACACGAAAUAAUAUAACAAUAAAAUUAACAGGUGAAGGAGAUUUUAAAACUUGUUCAAAACAUUUAGUUAUGUUAUUGAAUUUAAAUGCAACAUGUUUAAAAAAACCAUGUUCAUUUAAUGGAGUUUAUCAACCAGAAAUAAAUUAUAAUUCACAAGAUUUCUAUGGUUUUUCUGAAUUUUGGUAUACAAUGCAAGAUGUUUUAAAACUUGGCGGUCCCUAUGCUCAAUUAACUUUUCUUAAUGCAUCUGUUAAUUUUUGUAAUUCCGAUUGGAAUAAUAUUCAACAAUGGUAUAAGAAUAAAGUCUAUGAAAAUACUAAUUUAGAUCGAUUGAUGUUACAAUGUUUUAAAUCUGCAUGGCUUUAUGCAUUUCUUCAUGAUGGUUUGAAAUUUCCUGUUAAUUACCAACGAUUACGUUCAGCUUCAUUAGUGAAUAAUAACGAUGUUCAAUGGACACUCGGUGCAAUUAUUUAUAAAACUCGAUAUUUUCCAUUGAAAGCAAUUAAUCAAGCAAAAACUACAAAAUAUCAUUUGAAAACAUAUACAAAUUCUCGAACAUUAUUUGCGUUAUUCUGUUUGGUGUUAACAUUAUGUAUACUGAUAUUUGCUCCAUCAAAAAUUCGAUCAUUUAUAUCACGUCGUACAACUCUUCAAUCGCAAUCAAGUGAAUUUAAUUAUCGUUACGAAUUAUUAACAUCAUUUACUAGCGAUGAUAUAUCAACAGCUGGUUCAUAUAUAAAUGUUAAAGGAGCAUAA